Molecule: messenger RNA, 849 nt
Organism: Myzus persicae (green peach aphid)
Lineage: Eukaryota; Metazoa; Arthropoda; Insecta; Hemiptera; Aphididae
Exons: 5
Coding region: 1-849 (282 amino acids)
Molecular function (GO): carboxylic ester hydrolase activity
Source: RefSeq, a predicted model, not a curated record
AUGUGUUUGAUUGAGGUUGAAUAUCCACAUCGGAAAAUUAAAAGUGGAUCACCAUUAAACCUUUGGGGUGUAUCUACACCAGGAUGGACGAAACGAAGGGCAUCUGCCAUUUCAACUAUUGCUGGAUGUCCCGAAGAGCUAAAACAAAUGAUUAAAUGUUUAAAAGAAGUCCCUGCUAAAUUUUUGGUGAAUGUAUAUAACAUUUUAUUUUGGAGAAAUUACCCGAUUAUAAGUGUAAUGCCUGUUGCUGAAAAAUGUAAUUGUUCAAAAGAAUCAUUAUUGUGUGAUUAUCCUUUACUUUGCUUUAAACAAAUAACAAAAGUUCUUGUAUUAAUGGGAAUGAAUUCUAGAGAUGUUGGAAUUUUUGCUUCUCGAAUGAACAACGCGACUCAUCUUGUGUACACAGAGUUUUUAGAAGAUUUCAAUCAUUACACGUCAUCGUUUUUACAGUAUAGAUAUACUGUAAAAUUUUCAGAUAUUCCAUUUAUUGGUGACGAGAUAAAUACACGAUAUUUUUCUAAUGGGAAAUUGGAAGAUCCUUUGAGUGCUAUAAAAAUGAUUACCGGUGGUCUAUUUUUACACGGUAUUUUUCAAAUGGCCACCAAGCUAUCACAAUCAGUUUACUAUUACAUUUAUUAUUAUUCGAAUGCAUUUUUAUUCAAUUCUUUAUAUAGGCCAUAUCCAUUUCCAACAAAAUUAGGUGUAACGUACGCUGACGAAGUAACAAGCUUCUUUUCUACAUCCGAUCGGUCAGACUUACCGGGAAAUGAUUUCAACGUAUCAAAUUGUAUGGUGAAAAUAUGGACCAAUUUUGCUACAAAAGAGUACGUUACCUAUACUGUUUAUUGA